GUUAGGGAGGGUCACACAGGCACACCUUGAAGUGUGGCUCAUUGACACACACCUCGGAAAAGGGAGGGCCCUGGGCAGGGCAGGAUCAGACAGGGCAGGCUUGGAAUUGCUUAGCCUGCAGGCAAUCAGGGGGAAGAGUCCUAGAGGAGGGAAGUGUGGGACAGAGAGCUAGAGAACGCAGAGCGGGCGAGACAGAUCUCACACAGAGGAAAUACCAAGACAAGGGAGCACAAGGAAACGCUCUCUUCUGGGGAAAAAAAAGUUUGAGAAAGUUGGAUUAUAAGCUUCAUGGAUCAGCAGAGGUACCGCACCAAUGCUGCUCUGCCUUCCUAUGAGGAGGGAAACUUCCGCCAGAGAACCAGCUCGGAGGACAACCUGUACCUGGCAGUGCUGAGGGCUACUGAGGGCAAGAAAGGUACAUACUGGGUGGGGGCUGUGACUUAAUGUGACUCAGACUGUGAUAAUAGAGAGAUGGACAUGGGGUACUGACUGCGUCCACCCUGGGAUAGACCCGUACUGACUGCGUCCACCCUGGGAUAGACCCGUACUGACUGCGUCCACCCUGGGAUAGACCCGUACUGACUGCUUCCACCCUGGGAUAGACCCGCGCUGACUGCGUCCACCCUGGGAUAGACCCGCGCUGACUGCGUCCACCCUGGGAUAGACCCGCGCUGACUGCGUCCGUCCUGGGAUAGACCCGCGCUGACUGCGUCCGUCCUGGGAUAGACCCGCGCUGACUGCGUCCGUCCUGGGAUAGACCCGCGCUGACUGCGUCCGUCCUGGGAUAGACCCGCGCUGACUGCGUCCGUCCUGGGAUAGACCCGCGCUGACCGCCUCCGUCCUGGGACAGACCCAUCUUUAACCCCUUAAGGACACAACUUCUGGAAUAAAAGGGAAUCAUGACGGAAUAUUUCCGUCAUGUGUCCUUAAGGGGCUAAUGUGAGGGAUUUAGACAAUUUGGAGAUGUCCUUGAUAAAGAGGUUUAUCUCAGUCGUAAUAUUUGUGUAGCGUUAGCCAUGUUUAUUAUCUUUGCUUACAUUGCUGCAGACAAUUGCAGGCUCUCCCUGAGGAAAGACACUAGUUGACCUGUGUCUGUGUCUCCACAACCUUGUCUUUCAUGGAAUGUUUUCUGUUUUCAAGCAGGUCAUUCACCUGUGCGAGACCUAGUGGUGACCUAUUUAACCCAUGUAAAUUAAAUUAGCUCUCAGCAGGCUCAGAGUCAUUCUGACUGUUUUGGAUCUGCGUUUCCUAAAUGUAAACGCAAAUCAAUCCAGAGUACUGACUGGCUACACCUGAGCGUGAUCUGCUUAGGGGUGACCAGGGAGUGGUGUGUCUUACAAACUCCAUAUGGGCUCCACGCAGAGGGAUUCCACUUUAAAUGUUCUCUAAAUUCCAGGGAGUUUGUGGAACAGUAGCAGGCCUGGCAAUACUGCAUCUGGCUGGGGGUAUAUGGGAGAUAAGCAGGCCAGGCAGUACUGGAUCUCGGUGGGGUUUAUGAGAGAUUAGCAGGCCUGACUGUACUGGAUCUGGCUGGGGGUGUAUGGGAGAUUAGCAGGCCUUACAGUACAGGAUCUGGCUGGGGGUGUAUGGGAGAUUAGCAGGCCAGGCAGUACCGGAUCUGGCUGGGGGUGUAUGGGAGAUUAGCAGGCCUUGCAGUACUGGAUCUGGCUGGGGUUGUAUUGGAGAUUAGCAGGCCUGGCAGGAGGUGUAUGCAGGAUUAGCAGGCCUGGCAGUAGCGGAUCUGGCAGGGGGUGUAUGCGGGAUUAGCAGGCCUUGCAGUACUGGAUCUGGCUGGGGGUGUAUUGGAGAUUAGCAAGCCUGGUAGUACCGGAUCUGGCUGGGGGUUUAUGGAAGAUUAGCAAGCCUGGCAGUACCGGAUCUGGCUGGGGGUGUAUGGGAGAUUAGCCAGCCUGGCAGUACCGGAUCUGGCUGGGGGUUUAUGGAAGAUUAGCAAGCCUGGCAGUACCGGAUCUGGCUGGGGGUGUAUGGGAGAUUAGCAAGCCUGGCAGUACCGGAUCUGGCUGGGGGUGUAUGGGAGAUUAGCAAGCCUGGCAGUACCGGAUCUGGCUGGGGGUUUAUGGAAGAUUAGUAGGUGGGAUGUUUUUUUGUACUAAUUGUUUUUGGUUUUUUUAUGUUGAUUUUCCUUAAAUUUUCCUCUUCUCUGUUUCUGCAGAUGAAAGGGAUCGGGUGCAAAAGAAAACUUUUACCAAAUGGGUAAACAAACAUCUAAUUAAGGUGAGUAAGAAGUUCUCAACACUGGAGAAAUCCAGCUAG
Molecule: messenger RNA, 2274 nt
Organism: Pelobates cultripes (western spadefoot toad)
Lineage: Eukaryota; Metazoa; Chordata; Amphibia; Anura; Pelobatidae
Source: the annotation of a GenBank genome assembly